GGACUAAAUAGGAUCUACCUUUUCAGAUGGUAGUGCUUGAUUAGAAUGAGCUCUCCACCUCCACCCCAAUCUAGCAAUGUCUGCACACAUUUUGCCUAUGUGGGUUUCUCAAAGCACGGGUCCGCCUACUUUAUUUUGUUCCAACCCUCAUUUUCGACUUCGAGUUAGAAGAUGACAUUUCUAACUCCCAGAGUCUGCAUGAAACUGCUUCCUUCCUCUUAAGCCUCGGUCCUCUACUCAGCGUUCAGGCUCCGGCUGGGUCCUUACGUUUAGGAGAGGGGCUUCCUCUCAAGGAUGUGAUCCAGGAACGGGGUAUCCCACUGGUCUGCAUUCUCAACUGCUGGAGAGUUCCACCUCUGGGGGGAGAGAACGGCUCCCCGACAGUGACACACCACAAGCUCUUUUGGGUCCUUGGGCAGAAUGGCAAGCCAGCAGGCACACUGAGCAAGACACCAGUAGGCUUGGGCAGGUCUCAAAAGGGAUCUUAUUAGUCUGGCCCUAUUUGGAGAGCAUUUGUUCCUCUAGCGCAAGCCAUGGUCAAACUACAAGGCAGGACAUCUCAAACACCAGAACCACUGGGGGACCGGUUUGGUGAGUCUUAAGUCGGCCUCUCUCUCCCAGGCCAGGAGCUCCCUCCAGCUUCCCAGGCACCACUUCUAUCUCCCUCCAGCUUCCCAGGCACCAGGUCUAUUCGGCUAGCCGGUCCCAAGAAACCUCAAAGGUUGGUCUGGAGGCUUGCUGCAAGGGUGAAGAGGGAGGUGCGGCUGCUAGGUUUCCUGCCACAAUCUCUGGGUUGAGUCAGGCCGGCGGCUGGGCUGGUCCUGCAGCAGGCACGCUGAACAGAAAGGGCUGUGGUUAAUGAUUGACCCGUGGGAGACCUCUUGGCUUCCCUCCUGGAAGGCGACCGGGAGGCCCGUGCCAGGGACCUGGAAGGGUGAGGAGGAGCUACAGCCAGGCAAAGUACUGCGGGUCUCACUCUGAGUUGGGUGCGGAGGUCAGAGCCUCCUUCCCUGACUUGUCCCUCUUCACUCCAGAGAGCUAUUUCCAAACCCCACCACCACUCACUGACGCCGCCGGGAUCCUGGGGUGAAUUAUUCCAGGAAGUUUCAAUGAGAAAGCCGAAAAACUAAGUCACCCCUGGCCAGCCAAGCCCAGUGACGGAAAGUGCUGCGCCCACGCUGGUGAGUUGCAGGAUUUCUCUGGGAAGAGUAAGGAAAGUAGAGACGUUUGGGGAUCUGGUAGCCUGGCUCUCUCUUCCUCAUGGCUUCAUCCAGUGACUCUAGCAAUGUCUGCUCCAGUGUCAUCGACCACAGCCACGUCCGCGAAUUUGAGGUGGCCCCUUGGAUCAAAAUCACCCUCAUCUUGGUGUACCUGAUCAUCUUCGUGGUGGGCAUCUUGGGCAACAGCGUCACCAUCAGGGUCACGCAGGUAUUGCAGAAGAAAGGCUAUUUGCAGAAGGAGGUGACAGAUCACAUGGUCAGUUUGGCUUGUUCAGAUAUCUUGGUCUUUUUGAUUGGCAUGCCCAUGGAGUUCUACAGCAUCAUUUGGAACCCCCUGACCACACCCAGCUACCCGCUGUCCUGCAAGCUCCACACGUUCCUCUUUGAGGCCUGCAGCUACGCCACCUUGUUGCACGUGCUGACCCUCAGCUUUGAGCGCUACUUUGCCAUUUGUCACCCCUUCAGGUACAAGGCCGUGUCUGGACCUUGCCAGGUGAAACUGCUGAUUGGCUUCGUCUGGGUCACCUCCGCCCUGGUGGCACUGCCCUUGCUCUUUGCCAUGGGUAUCGAGUACCCCCUGGUGUCUGUGCCCACCCACAGAGGACUCAACUGCAACUUCACUCGCACCCGCCACCACGAGCAACCUGAGACCUCCAAUAUGUCCAUCUGCACCAACCUCUCCAGCCGCUGGACCGUCUUCCAGUCCAGCAUCUUUGGGGCCUUCGCGGUUUACUUGGUGGUCCUGGUGUCUGUGGCUUUCAUGUGCUGGAAUAUGAUGAAAGUACUCAUGAGGAGCAAGCGGGGUACUCUGGCAGGGGCCGGGCCACAGACGCAGCUGAGGAAGUCGGAGAGUGAGGAAAGCCGGACGGCGAGAAGACAGACCAUCAUAUUCCUGAGACUGAUCGUGGUGACACUGGCUGUGUGUUGGAUGCCAAAUCAGGUUCGGCGGAUCAUGGCUGCAGCAAAACCCAAACAUGACUGGACCAAGUCGUACUUCAAGGCAUACAUGAUCCUUCUCCCCUUCUCCGACACGUUCUUCUACCUCAGCUCAGUCGUCAACCCUCUCCUGUACAAUGUGUCCUCUCAGCAGUUCCGGAAGGUGUUUUGGCAGGUCCUCUGCUGCCGGCUGACUCUGCAGCACGCCAACCAUGAGAAACGCCUGCGUGCCCACUUCAGCUCCACCAAGGACAGCACCCGCUCAGCCCGCAGCCCACUCAUCUUCCUAGCCUCCCGGCGGAACUCUUCCUCCAGGAGAACGAACAAGGUGUUCCUGAGCACUUUUCAGACCGAUGCCAGGCCUGGAGAAGCUAAGCCCCAGCUCUUGAGUCCUGAGUCAUCACAGACAGCUGAUUCAACCACGGAAAAUGGUUUCCAGGAGCAGGGGGUAUGAGCAUCAAGUUCAGAAG
Alexandromys fortis (reed vole) is the source of this 2626-nucleotide messenger RNA. It is a transcript of the gene Gpr39, whose product is annotated as G protein-coupled receptor 39. Gene Ontology annotation, biological process: G protein-coupled receptor signaling pathway. The transcript is spliced from 2 exons. Gene Ontology annotation, cellular component: membrane. The coding region runs from base 1261 to 2610 and encodes 449 amino acids. NCBI's taxonomy places the organism in Eukaryota, Metazoa, Chordata, Mammalia, Rodentia, Cricetidae. Gene Ontology annotation, molecular function: G protein-coupled receptor activity. The record is from RefSeq and is a predicted model, not a curated record.